CUCUCCUUCGCGUGUUCUGUUUUCGAUGACUGUCACUGCCGCCGUCCCGGGGGCUCCGGCAUGUACAGUGGCGGGGGCUGCGCCUGCUCCCACGUCGGCGUCGCCUGCUGCACGGUCCCUCUUCAGGCACGUGCAUUUCGAGAACUUGGUGGCCGGGCUGAGCGGAGGCGUAAUCUCCACGCUGGUGCUGCAUCCGCUGGAUCUGGUGAAGAUCCGCUUCGCAGUGAGUGAUGGCUUAGAACUCAGGCCAAAAUACAAUGGAAUCCUUCACUGCUUGUCAACCGUCUGGAAACAUGAAGGAUUGCGUGGUCUGUACCAAGGGGUAACACCAAACAUGUGGGGAGCAGGUGCCUCUUGGGGCCUGUACUUUUUCUUCUAUAAUGCCAUUAAAGCUUACAAGACAGAAGAUAGGCAAGAAAGCCUUGGAGCAAGUGAACACCUAGUAUCAGCUGCUGAGGCUGGAGCCAUUACCCUGUGUAUUACAAAUCCAAUUUGGGUGACAAAAACUCGGCUUGUGCUACAAUAUGACGCUGGCAUUGAUCCUUCAAAGAGGCAGUAUAAGGGAAUGGUAGAUGCCCUUAUAAAAAUAUACAAGUGUGAAGGUAUACGUGGCUUAUACAAGGGAUUUGUCCCUGGUCUGUUUGGAACAAGUCAUGGAGCACUGCAGUUCAUGGCAUAUGAAGAAUUUAAGUCAAAAUAUAAUAAGCAUUGGGACAGACCAUCAGAUUCAAAACUGAGCACUUUAGAGUAUAUCGCUAUGGCAGCACUGUCAAAAAUGUUUGCUGUUUCAGCAACAUAUCCGUAUCAGGUUGUGAGGGCGCGUCUCCAGGAUCAGCACAACAGAUACUUGGGAGUAGUGGAUGUAAUGCAUAGAACAUGGAGGAAAGAAGGAGUUCACGGAUUUUACAAAGGAAUUGUACCUAAUGUGCUCAGAGUAACACCUGCAUGCUGUAUUACCUUUGUUGUGUAUGAAAAAGUAUCCCAGUUAUUGCUUGGCUUUAAAAAUAGCAGCUGAAUCCUGGAGAUUGCGUCAAGAAGGGCAUCAUCAUCAAAUACCCGUCUGUUUUAAGACUUAAUUUUUCUGGCAUUCACAGAAGAACAGGGGAAUAGAACACAUUUUGACAGAAGCAACUGAAUCUGAAAGUCUCUGCCUGGAAUUUUCCAUGCUAACCUUGUCUCUGAGCGACUAGAUGCAGCUCAGCAACAACACUGCAUAUUUUGUUUUGUUCUUUAGCUAAUUGUUCUCCCUAACUCUGUUCUGAGAAAAGCAAUGAACUCUGGACUGGGAAAUGGCAGAAAGGUCAUGAUGUCAAAAUACUGGAAGGCACAAUAUUUGGUAUGCUAUUUAUAUCACCAAUAAAUUGUGUAUAUGAUGUCUA
Gekko japonicus is the source of this 1379-nucleotide messenger RNA. RefSeq names its product solute carrier family 25 (mitochondrial folate carrier), member 32 (gene SLC25A32). Gene Ontology annotation, cellular component: mitochondrion. Gene Ontology annotation, molecular function: folic acid transmembrane transporter activity; FAD transmembrane transporter activity. The transcript is spliced from 7 exons. NCBI's taxonomy places the organism in Eukaryota, Metazoa, Chordata, Lepidosauria, Squamata, Gekkonidae. Gene Ontology annotation, biological process: folate import into mitochondrion; nucleotide transport. The record is from RefSeq and is a predicted model, not a curated record. The coding region runs from base 26 to 1015 and encodes 329 amino acids.